Sarcophilus harrisii (Tasmanian devil) is the source of this 4525-nucleotide messenger RNA. RefSeq names its product ferrochelatase (gene FECH). NCBI's taxonomy places the organism in Eukaryota, Metazoa, Chordata, Mammalia, Dasyuromorphia, Dasyuridae. The record is from RefSeq and is a predicted model, not a curated record. Gene Ontology annotation, molecular function: protoporphyrin ferrochelatase activity. Bases 242 to 1450 code for a protein of 402 amino acids. Gene Ontology annotation, biological process: heme biosynthetic process. The transcript has 11 exons.
GGGGUUUAGAUUCGGAGUCCCCGGGCCGUAAUGCAGGCAGCAAAGCCCGAGGAUCCCUGGCAAUGGGCGCGACCUGUAGAACCCCAGGUCCUGGGUUCGAAUUCUGCCCCAUCACUUAAUGAUCCCGGGAAAGGCAAUUAGUCCCUUUCAGGGCCUUGGUUUCCUCUCCUGUAAAAUGAAGGGAGCCUGCAAUCCUGCCAGACAGGGGCUGUCAUCGUGCGGCAAACUUGGAGGACUCUAAAUGAUGAAAAGCAGCAGGGACAGUCAAGGGAGAAUCCAUGGACUAUGGAAGUGUCAUUCUGGUGCAGCAGUGACAGUAACAACUGCAACACAGUCACAAAGAACAAAAGCUUAUGCUCAACCAGAGAAGAGGAAGCCUAAAACCGGAGUAUUGAUGCUAAACAUGGGAGGACCAGAGACAUUGGGAGAUGUUCAUGACUUCCUACUGAGGCUUUUCCUGGACACAGACCUAAUGUCACUUCCUGUACAAGACAAACUGGCUCCAUUCAUCGCCAAGCGUCGGACACCCAAAAUUCAGGAGCAGUACCGUAAGAUUGGAGGUGGUUCACCAAUCAGAAAAUGGACUGCCAAGCAGGGGGAAGGCAUGAUAAAGCUUCUGGAUGAGCUGUCUCCACAUACAGCUCCUCACAAAUAUUAUAUUGGAUUUCGGUAUGUCCAUCCUUUAACAGAAGAAGCAAUUGAAGAGAUGGAGGAAGAUGGACUUGAAAGGGCUAUUGCUUUUACACAGUAUCCACAGUACAGCUGCUCUACCACAGGCAGUAGCUUAAAUGCUAUUUAUCGAUACUAUAAUAAAGUUGGGAAGAAACCAAAGAUGAAGUGGAGUACUAUUGACAGAUGGCCUACCCAUCCUCUUUUCAUUCAGUGUUUUGUAGACCACAUACAAAAAGAAUUGGACCUGUUUCCACCAGAGAAGAGAGGAGAAGUGGUCAUUCUUUUCUCCGCACACUCACUGCCAAUGUCUGUAGUCAAUCGAGGCGAUCCUUAUCCUCAAGAGGUAGGAGCUACUGUCCAAAGAGUAAUGGAGAAGCUGGGAUAUUCCAACCCUUAUAGACUUGUCUGGCAGUCUAAGGUUGGUCCAAUGCCGUGGUUGGGUCCACAGACUGAUGAAACCAUCAAAGGACUUUGUGCGAGGGGCAGAAAGAAUAUCCUUUUAGUUCCAAUAGCAUUUACCAGUGAUCAUAUUGAAACCUUAUAUGAACUAGAUAUUGAGUACUCUCAAAAAUUAGCAAAUGAGUGUGGAGUUGAAAACAUCAGAAGAGCAGAAUCUCUUAAUGGAAAUCCAUUGUUCUCUAAGGCACUGGCUGAUUUGGUUCAUUCACAUAUCAAAUCAAAUGAAAUGUGCUCCAAGCAGUUAACUCUAAGCUGUCCACUCUGUGUAAAUCCUGUCUGCAGGGAGACAAAAUCCUUCUUCACUAAUCAACAGCUGUGACACAUGGUCUGUGAAGCCAGUUGGAUUAGUCAGGAGAACUUCUUGGAGUGACCCCACAGAUACCCCAAAGACAUCUCAUUUUGGAGAAAAAUUUUAGGAGAAGUAAAGGAACAAAAUCACAUUACAAUAUUGAUAAAUCCUUUGGUGCGCUUUGCUUGAUGUUAUGUUGGGAGUGACUCUGAGGAUCCCUCUAGAGUGAAUUCUGUUUUUAUGUACUUAAUAUGCUAUUAACAUUCAUAUUUUAUUCUUUUAAGCAUAAUGGCUUUCUUUAAGUAUUGCUAGUAUAAUGAACAUUUGGUUAUUCAAUUUAAAUAAUAACAGAUGGAUUUUAAAGAUUAGCUUCUAGAGAAACAUUUUAAAUACAGAUUUUGGUUUCAUCACCAAAAAAAGUUUUAUAGCAGAACAGAUGUAGCUAUUCCGUGUGAACUAUAAGGAUGUUUGAGAUUUGUUUGCAUUUCAUUCAUUAGUUUUUCUCUUUGUUUCAUCAAAAAUUUGACUUGUUAUCAAAAUCCUAUCUUGAAAAGAAGGUACUCAGCAUUCUUUCUGUGGCCUAGCAGUAGCAGUGUGUUAUUGGGAGUGAGCUAUGAUGCCUAUGUCCAUCAAUGAUUUGUCAGAAGUUUGCCAGUGAAACUGGUCUUCUUUGUGUAUUAUUUUUUUCAUUAAUAAUAGUGAGAUGUGUUGAUUUUAAAAUCUGCUGAGAUUCUUACAUCCUUGUAGGUAAAGAUUCAGGAUUGCUAACAACAUAAAAAUAUAUUGUCUGUCAUGUAUAAUUUUAUGGAAAUUUACAGUGGCAUAAAGAAUGUUCAUGGUCUUUCCUACUGGCCUCUGAAGGUUUAUAUUCUCAAGGAAUAAUGUUACUGAGAAAUUUUGAUAAUACCUUGAUUUUUAAUUUUUCUCAGAAUCCCAGUGAGCAUGUAUAUGCAAAUUCUCUUCUGUCUGAGAUGGUUUUCUAUUCUGUAUAGGUAUAUUUUGAAAAUGAGUUUUUUAAUGAAAAAUAUGUUUUGUAACCAUGAGCUCUUAGACAAAAAGUUACCCCCAAAUCCCGCAAUGAAGUCAGAUAAUCAGAUCUCACAUGUUCUGAUUUAAAUGGAUUAAAAUUCAGCCUGCCACAUACAUAGUAGAAUUUGUAAUGAUUACUUUUUUCCUUCUUUUGUCCAAAGCCUAACACUUUGUGUUCUUCAAAAGAGAUUUUCUCUGAUUUUUAAAAAAACGUUUAGAAAAAUGGGAGUAAUCUUCAGAGGAUUAUAUAUCUCCUGUAUUCAGAAUUUGCUCUGUUAAUAAAUAUCAUGACAGUGAGGUUUCUUUAGAACUAUGUAGAUAAUAUUGAACCAGUUUAAUUCAUGUUAUAUAAAAUCAAAAUGAUAUAAUAGAAGGAAAUUAUCUUAAGACAUAUAAAAAAUGCUCCCACUUUUAUUAUCCUAGUAGUAACCCCUUCUCCAUAUCUUAGAAUACAAUCUUACAUUGGAAGAAGAAAUUUAAAAAAGAAUAAAAGAAAUAAAAGGAGCAGCUGAAUGUUGAUCAAUUGUUAAAAAAGAAAAGAAAUUGGCUUUUUCUACUAGGGGACUGGAUUUUUUUUAUUUUGAAUAGAAGCACUUGAUUAGACUCUAGUUAUAGGAUGUUAUUGCAGAACUGUUUAUUGAUGGCUUAGAAAUUUUUUUGAGCUUUGAUUUGGAAUCCAGUGUUAUACUGAGUUUCAAAUCACAAAGAAUUAGUAGUAUUCCACUAUUUUAUCCCAAGAAACCAUAAUCCAACUCUUUUUUAGUCUAUGAAUGUGGCCUAGCUCUUAAGUAUUCUUGGUUAGAGAAUUUAAAGAAAGAUUGAGACAGUCUAAGUUGCUAAGUUGGACCCUCUGGGUGGAAGCACAGGUAGAGCCUUAGAAUCACUGCAGAAAAGACCUGCACAUUCUUUCCCACCAUCUUUUACCCUGAUGCUCAAUUUCUUCCUGAAAUCUAAACGGUUGAUCAAGACACGUUAAAUAGUAGUUUGGACCAAGAUCCUUGGUGCUGAUUUGGCACUAGGCCAGCUUCUUGUAUUAAGGCAUUGAUGUGACAUUUAUUUGGAUCCUUAGUGAUGGCAUUAGGUAAUUUUACUUGUUAACCUUGAUUACUAUUUAAUUGUUGCUUGAUAAGGCUAGUGUUUGGUAGGACCAAAUUAUUGAUAGAUCUUUUUUCAACUAUUAGGUAAACUUUGAGAAUAGUGUUUGUUUAGUUGUCAACUUCAGGAUUACAAAUGUCUGCUCCAGGUAAUUAGCACUAAAAUAAUGUCAGCUCUCCUCAAACUGAGCUCCUGUACAGUACUGACUUAAAUUGAUGAAGCAACUUCUUAUAAGGUUUGAAAGAACUGUGAUUAUUAGGUAAUUUGGCUUGCCAAGAUUAGUGUUAGGUAUAGAACCUCCUUAAAUACGAUCCCUUAGGGAUGUAACCAUUUAAAGAUUAUACAGUUUCACUGCCACCAACCACCUUUUUAUUACUCUUUGUGCAGAAAGUAAACUUACUUUAUAACCUUUGAGAGAAGCUCAGUUUUGGAAACCUUUUAUACUUUUCACUUUGCCAAAGUGUUUGCUAAAUACAGCUGACCUGUAGCACAUAAUUAAGUAAUUAUUUACUAAUAACAAUAAAUUUCUUUGAUAAUUUUCAUGUAGUAAACCUCUAUUUCAGUUUAUUUUUAGUGUACAGCGCUAAAACAACUUAGCAGCUUUACAAGUUUCCAGAAUUACAUUGUGCUCCGUCCUUUUUCCAUAUGUCUUCUGUAUAGGAUUUUGUUUUGCUUUGUUUUUUGAGGCAAUUGGAGUUAAGUGACUUGCUCAGAGUCACACAGCUAGUAAGUGUUAAAUGUCUGAGGCCAGAUUUGAAUUUAGGUCCUCCUGAAUUCAGGGGUAGUCUCUAUCCACUUCAUCAUCUAGCUACCUCUGUACAGCAGUUCUUAAAUGCAUGAUUGUGAUUGUGAAGGUACAAGGGAAGAAUAAGAUGUUUAGUACCAUAUUGCCGAAGCUUUGACUCAGAGCUAACACUUUCUGCAUAUAGCACAUCAAUAAUUAUAUUCUCUUCUUUAUACACAGCAGUCAUUGAUAUAUAA